This is a messenger RNA of Carassius auratus (goldfish), 4005 nucleotides long. Its product is annotated as ubiquitin carboxyl-terminal hydrolase MINDY-2-like. Bases 211 to 2085 code for a protein of 624 amino acids. Gene Ontology annotation, cellular component: cell periphery; cytosol. The record is from RefSeq and is a predicted model, not a curated record. The transcript is spliced from 9 exons. Lineage: Eukaryota; Metazoa; Chordata; Actinopteri; Cypriniformes; Cyprinidae. Gene Ontology annotation, molecular function: cysteine-type deubiquitinase activity; cysteine-type carboxypeptidase activity; K48-linked deubiquitinase activity. Gene Ontology annotation, biological process: protein K48-linked deubiquitination.
UAGACGAUGAUAUAAUUAUUGUGUCUGGAUGAACUAUCCCUUUAAGUUGCUAGUUAAAUUACACCUCCAGUCAGUGGUUGUGUAUAGUCGGACUCGGUACAUAAGUGUCUGUGAAGGGGUGACGUCAGAGGUGGAGAUGUCAUGGCGUUGUCGGAGCUGAGACUGGAGCUUGCCAUCUAGUUAAAGGUUGUCGUAGAUGCGUUCAACGAAAUGGAGAAGAAUGCAAACCCUCAUCGAGACGCGGGAGGAAGUGUCCUGUGCACCGCUAUCCCCGCAGAACCCGCGGACAUCAAAACAGUGGGCGGAAUGAAAGAUGUCUGCGAGAAGAGAGAGACUCUGACUACUUGUGCAAGUGCUAGCGGUGCUAAUGCUACACCCUGCACACAGACAUCAGAUGCUACUGAGACCGUGAGCAAAAGCGGACAGCCGAACGUUUUACCACAGACGCCGUCGCCCGGUGCAGCGGAUCAGCUGAGUAACGGGAUGGGACACGAACCGUCGAUGACCGCUGCUGGGAAUAAAGAGGGUGGCAUCUCAAAGUUAGUAAACAGCCCCACGGGAGAGCAACCCGACGCCAAGAAUGUGCAGGCGGACGGUUUGGAUGGAGGGGCGCAAAAAGCGACGGAGCUGGCCAAGCCUGUUUAUUUGUGUGCGGACAAAUUAAAAUCUGCGAGCUCGAAUUCAAACGAUCACACCGUUUCCGAGGGUCCUCCGAGCGGGAGUGAGCCCAGCAUCGCGGGAGAGUCCCGCAGCUUUGAUUCACUGGAGUCCUUCUCCAAUCUGAACUCCUGCCCGAGCUCAGACCUCAUCAGCGAAGGGCUGGAGGACAAGGGACUGGCUUUGGCAAUUGAAUACGGGGCUGAUGGAACGAAAAUCCCCUGUCCGAAAGACAGGGUGACCGGUCAGUCGUUGUACCACAUCAAGUGGAUCAAGUGGAAGGAGGAGAACACGCCUAUCAUCACACAGAACGAGAACGGCCCGUGUCCGCUGCUGGCUAUUAUGAAUGUCCUGCUAUUGUCAUGGAAGGUCAAGCUGCCACCAAUGAUGGAGAUAAUAACAGCAGAGCAGCUGAUGGAAUAUCUAGGAGACUAUAUCCUUGACGCAAAGCCAAAAGAGAUCUCGGAGGCUCAGCGGCUGAACUAUGAACAGAAUAUGAGUGAUGCUAUGGCAGUGCUGCAUAAACUGCAGACAGGUCUGGAUGUAAACGUUAAGUUCACAGGUGUGCGGGUAUUCGAAUACACACCCGAGUGCAUUGUCUUUGACCUGCUGGAUAUCCCACUCUACCAUGGAUGGCUGGUUGACCCACAGAUGGCUGAUAUAGUCAAGGCAGUGGGAAACUGCAGCUAUAACCAGUUGGUAGAGAAGAUAAUCAGCUGUAAACAGUCAGACAACAGCGAGCUGGCUGGGGAAGGUUUUGUGGCAGAGCAGUUUCUGAACAGCACAGCGACUCAGCUAACAUACCACGGCCUGUGUGAGCUCACUUCUACUGUAGAAGAGGGAGAACUGUGUGUCUUCUUCAGGAACAAUCACUUCAGCACCAUGACCAAAUUUAAGGCCCAGCUGUACCUGCUGGUGACGGAUCAGGGGUUUCUCACUGAGGAGAAGGUGGUCUGGGAAAGUCUGCAUAAUGUCGACGGAGAUGGAAACUUCUGCGACUCAGAGUUUCAUCUGAGGCCACCCUCUGACCCGGAAACUGUGUACCGUGGUCAGCAAGACCAGAUCGAUCAGGACUACUUGAUGGCGCUGUCUCUGCAGCAGGAACAGCAGGCCUCAGACCUGGGUUGGGAACAGAUCCCAGAAGGCAUCAGUGAUCUAGAGCUGGCCAAGAAGCUGCAGGAGGAGGAGGACCGCAGAGCUUCACAGUACUAUCAGGAGCAGGAACAGGCACAGGCAGCAGCGGCGGCGGCUGCACAGGCACAGGGACAACAACCAGCAGUGGAUGCCGACCAGGUGGAUAAAGUAGCAGCUGCUGGAGCCUCAGCGGGGGGAGCCAUGGCUUCUCCAAGCCCUGGAAAACAGCCUUUAACGGGGGAACGCAAACCCAAGAAGGAAGCCAAGGACAAAGACAAAUGCAUCUUGUUGUAACAGCGGUGGCCUCUACGUGGAGUUUGAAAUGGGCAGCAGUUUAAUUCCAGUGGCUCUGCAAUGCAUCUCCCAGCCUGAGGUGGAGAAAGAUUAGACGACAGAGAUGAAGUGUGAUAGACGGAGAGGACUUGCCAUUCUCAAGCCACUUGUGCCUGACUUUAACCCUCAGAGUUCUGAAGAUGCAGACAAGAAGAGAGGGGUGUCACUACAAGGACUAUCACUACAUCUUUCGUAGAGCUGGCCAAAUGUUCUCAGCAGGAAAACCACUUCAGUGCACUACUUUGUGUGGGUUCACCAGGAAGUUUUUUUGUUGUUGUUUUUAGUAAAACAAGGUAAUGCACACAUAGCAGUAGUCAAAAAGACCCCCCCCCCAUGGCACUACUUUUUUUCAUUAUACAAAGCGUUUUCUUUUUUGUGAAUUUCCGUUAUUUGCUGUUGUUUAUAAGCUAUUUUCUACCAGGUUGCCCCUACAUAUGCAUAUGUAAAUUUGUUGUAUUGGUCAGUUUCUUUUAUUUAACUGAAGGAUACCUGAGAUCUUUUAAUGAAUGGCCGUUCACAUGAAAAGGUAGCAAGCCAAGAGGUCAUUUGGCAAAGGUUAUGUCUCAGGACAUGAUCUAGGCCAUCAUAGUUCUUUGCCUGGCAGUUUGAUGCCAAAUUUUUCAUUGUUGAUAUUGUAGGAGAAGUGACCUCAAUUUAAGACGGUGAGAUCUUGAUGAAACAAAUGCUUUUAAAAAGGGUUUCCUUAUAAGGCAGUAUAAAAUCCAGUUUGUUAUUUAAAUGUGUCUACAAAAGAAUGUUUGGAAAUAGGACAUUAACUGUUAAUAUCAGUGAACAACUGACACUACCAUUAAUGUAAAUAGCUUUAAAAUAUCAAGAUCAGUAGAUUAUAUUAAAUUCAUGGUCAACUUUUACCUUUAAAAGUUUGGUUCAUAUUUGACUUAUAAAAUGAUUAGGAUCGUUACCAUGAAAUUUGGCAUUGCUCCGUGAACUACAGUGUUAAUUGCCCAAAAAAACGAAUGGUUCUUGUAAAGAAAUCUUAUCUUUGUUCAUAAUGGUUUGUUUUCCGCAAAUGAAAUCGGUUUUUACAAAGGGCCGAUGUUGAUAUUGAAAUAUGAAGAGCAGGUUGGCCAGUUCUUGAAAGUAAUAGCAAGAGGAAAUUUAGCACUUCUGUUAAUCGGGCAAGCUACACUGUUAUCGCCCUAUGGUGAUAGUCUGAAAAUGGACACUGGCCGAAUAGACGAGCUGACCGAUAUAUCGGCUUAUCACUAGGUCUAGCUGUAAUUUUCACACUCUUUCAUGUACAUUGUACAUACUCAUAUAUGCUAUAUGGAUGUAAGGUAGGAAAUGAUUACUUAAGCCCAUUCUGUUCCAGUGCUGCCUACUAAGAGACAAGGUCUUUUCUAUCCAAACAUUCCAGCUAAAUGCCUUGAACUGAGCAGUGUACUGAGGUUUAGGCUCAGGGAAACGCUGAAGUUGGGCUAUUUUAUCUGUUGUUCUGCUCUCACAAUGCAAGAAUGAACAACUCCUGCAUGUAGAUGAGCUUUAAGAUGGUGAAGUCAUCAGUUUUCCUGGUGGUUGACGUUACAUGCGAGCACAGAAGAUGUCGUUUAUGCUAGUCAUGGGCUGGAGCUGUUCAUUUGACAUUUGGUCCCUCAGUUGCCAAUACUCUCUGUAUAUAAAAAGCCUUACAAUAUUUACAGUAUCUUUUAUACUGACAAAAAUAGGAGAGACAAGACUGAGACAAUCUGUAGACCUUACCAUAGAUGGAAAACCACACAGGCCUUCACAGAAGGAACAUAUCCAUGAGUGUCUUGCAAACAGUUUGAAGUGAAGUGACAUUCAGCCAAGUAUGGUGACCCAUACUCAGAAUUUGUGCUCUGCAUUUAACCCAUCCGAAAUGCACACACACAGAGCAGUGAA